AUGACUAGGGUUCCAAAGGUGCAGGCGGUAGUCUCUGAAAUCUUUGGAAAGAGCCCAAGCAAAGGAGUCAACCCAGAUGAAGCUGUGGCCAUGGGUGCUGCCAUUCAGGGUGGCAUUCUCCGUGGAGAUGUUAAGGAGCUUCUUCUUCUUGAUGUUACUCCCCUGUCACUGGGUAUUGAGACCCUCGGUGGUAUCUUCACCAGAUUGAUCAACAGAAACACUACAAUCCCUACAAAGAAAAGUCAGGUGUUCUCAACUGCUGCUGACAAUCAGACCCAAGUGGGUAUCCGUGUCUUGCAAGGUGAGCGUGAAAUGGCUGCAGACAACAAACUUCUUGGUGAAUUUGAUCUUGUGGGCAUUCCGCCUGCCCCAAGAGGCUUGCCUCAGAUUGAGGUUACAUUCGACAUCGACGCCAAUGGGAUUGUGACCGUCUCAGCCAAAGAUAAGGCUACCGGGAAGGAGCAGAACAUCACCAUCCGAUCCUCGGGUGGGCUGUCCGAGGCUGACAUCCAGAAGAUGGUGCAAGAAGCUGAGCUGCAUGCCCAGAAGGAUCAGGAACGGAAAGCACUCAUUGACAUCCGGAACAAUGCUGACACCACUAUCUACAGCAUCGAGAAGAGUCUGGGAGAGUACAGGGACAAGAUCCCUUCUGAGGUUGCAUCUGAGAUCGAGGCGGCUAUCGCUGACCUCCGCCAGGAGAUGGCCUCAGAUGAUAUCGAGAAGAUCAAGGCCAAGCUUGAGGCUGCCAACAAGGCUGUCUCGAAGAUUGGACAGCACAUGUCUGGUGGUGGCUCUGGUGGCUCGCAGUCAGGAUCUGGACCUCAGGGUGGCGGCGACCAGGCGCCGGAGGCAGAGUAUGAGGAGGUUAAGAAGUGA
This is a messenger RNA of Sorghum bicolor (sorghum), 876 nucleotides long. Its product is annotated as heat shock 70 kDa protein, mitochondrial-like. The transcript has 2 exons. Gene Ontology annotation, cellular component: mitochondrion; cytoplasm. The record is from RefSeq and is a predicted model, not a curated record. Gene Ontology annotation, molecular function: ATP hydrolysis activity; ATP binding; ATP-dependent protein folding chaperone. Gene Ontology annotation, biological process: protein refolding; cellular response to unfolded protein. Lineage: Eukaryota; Viridiplantae; Streptophyta; Magnoliopsida; Poales; Poaceae. Bases 1 to 876 code for a protein of 291 amino acids.